UCGUUCUUCCGGGUGUUUCUGACAGGGCUUUCUACGCCGCUUUUUUUUCCGGCGACUUUUUGGUCUUCCGUCUCUUGCCACCGCCCCCGAGCUCCCACACCCUUGCUGGCCCAGCCUUUUCUUGUGUCGCUCCUCCCUGGCCGCCGAGCCCGGGACUUAGCUCACAAUCCGGAUCCGGACCCGGGCCUAGCCAUUCCGCUAGCCACUGUCUCCUUUGGCUUGAGCGAAAGCUAGGACCGAGCACGCCGGGCCGUCGCUGCCCCGGCCCUUGGAGCUCCUGGGCGGGCGGUGCCGAUAGGCCCUGCUCAGCCUGUCCCCGAGGACACUUUCUAGGACCCAAAGAGGAAGAUUGUCUUGGGACCCUGCAUGGUGUUUCAAAGGGUAGUGAAGAACUAAGGUAGAAGAAUACAUGUUCACUUUUAGUGAACAAGAGCAUGUUCCCAAACUCAAUUUUGGGUCGCCCGCCUUUCACUCCGAACCAUCAACAACAUAAUAACUUCUUCACCCUGUCACCAAGCCUUUAUUCACACCAGCAGCUUAUAGAUGCACAGUUCAACUUUCAGAAUACAGACUUGUCCAGAGCUGUGUCAUUACAGCAGUUGACAUAUGGAAAUGUCAGUCCAAUACAGACCUCAACUUCCCCGUUAUUUCGAGGAAGGAAGAGAUUAAGUGAUGAAAAAAAUCUUCCACUUGAUGGUAAACGGCAACGUUUUCACUCACCCCACCAAGAGCCAACUAUAGUUAACCACAUAGUGCCUUUAUCAGGUGAUAGAAGAUACUCAAUGCCGCCAUUGUUUCAUACACACUAUGUACCAGAUGUAGUCAGAUGUGUUCCACCUUUUCAAGAAAUACCAUUUUUAGAACCUCGAGAAAUCACACUGCCUGAGGCCAAAGAUAAGUUGAGUCAGCAGAUACUGGAGUUAUUUGAAUCCUGUCAGCAGCAAGUAAGUGAUUUAAAGAAGAAAGAACUCUGUCGAACAGAGCUGCAGAGAGAAAUUCAGCUGUUAUUUCCACAAAGCAGGCUUUUUUUAGUUGGGUCCUCUUUAAAUGGAUUUGGUACUCGGAGCAGUGAUGGUGAUUUAUGCCUAGUUGUUAAAGAAGAACCAUAUUUUUUUCAGGUAAAUCAGAAGACUGAAGCACGGCAUAUACUCACCUUAGUCCAUAAACACUUCUGUACUAGACUUUCUGGUUACAUUGAGAGACCUCAGCUGAUUCGAGCUAAAGUGCCAAUUGUGAAGUUCAGGGAUAAAGUCAGUUGUGUGGAGUUCGACUUGAAUGUAAACAAUGUUGUUGGAAUAAGAAACACAUUCCUUCUCAGAACUUAUGCAUACCUUGAAAAUCGAGUUCGUCCGUUAGUACUGGUGAUUAAGAAGUGGGCGAGUCACCAUGAAAUAAAUGAUGCCAGUCGUGGUACUUUAAGCAGCUAUAGUCUUGUAUUGAUGGUUUUGCACUAUUUACAAACCCUACCUGAACCCAUCCUUCCAUCCAUCCAAAAAAUUUACCCAGAAUCUUUUAGUCCUGCUAUACAGCUGCACCUCGUACAUCAAGCUCCAUGUAAUGUUCCUCCUUACCUCUCAAAGAAUGAAUCAAAUCUUGGGGACCUCUUACUGGGCUUUCUUAAAUAUUAUGCUACAGAAUUUGACUGGAAUAGUCAAAUGAUUUCAGUUCGUGAAGCCAAAGCCAUUCCCAGGCCUGAUGGUAUUGAAUGGAGAAAUAAAUACAUCUGUGUAGAAGAACCUUUUGAUGGAACAAAUACAGCCAGAGCUGUGCAUGAAAAGCAGAAGUUUGACAUGAUCAAGGAUCAAUUUUUAAAGUCAUGGCAAAGAUUGAAAAACAAACGAGAUUUGAACAGUAUACUACCUUUAAGAGCUGCUAUCCUGAAAAGAUAACUGGCCUCUAUUUCUUAAUAAAGAACAGUGGUAACAUCAUAAAGCAUUUUGUUUACCUUCAUCAUGGUUUCUUUUUAAUUGUUCUUCUUGUUUUCAUGUUUUAUUCUUAAGAGGACAUACUUAUAUAAAGAGUGCAUAUUUUAUUAUGACAGUUCCUAAUAAAAGCUUUUGAUUUAAAGAUGUAUUUUUGAAAAUGUUUACAUUGACGAUUAGUAAUAUUAUAGCAUGAAUUUUUCAGGAGAUCAGAUAAAAUAUUUUUGGGGGAAUUAUCUAAACAAAUAAAAGGUUUUUGAUAUAACUUUAAUUAAUUGUACCUUGUACCAUAUGCUAAUCCUGAAGAAAUAAUGCAGACUUUUUUUUAAAAGAGUCUGAUUCAUACAUACUGAAAGUAUAACUUACAGUAGAUAGUUUGUUGCCUAAGUUUGUUCUAGUAAAGUGAAGAUUCAAGUCAGUUAUUCAGUUACUUGAAACAAAAUGAAAUCUUUUAUUUCAGUGAAAUCAGAGAAAUACCGGACAAUUGCCUUAAGUCUUCACUUGACUCAUCAGGAUAGAAUGAGGCUUUGGUCAUGUCUGUAUUGGAAUUUCAUUAGUACCUCACAUGCUUUUUGGUGUACUCAAGAUUGCUUUAUAUUUUGUGUUGAAUCAAUAGUACAUUUUGCACUGUAGUAACAUGAGCACUAACUCUGUGUUGUACAGCAGUUAGGGAUUUGUUUUAAAGACUCAGUCCAGUGUAGGCAUUUUGAAAAGAUUAAGUGCUCUGUGCUUUAUGAUAGCUUAGUGCAAUAUGCACUUUUGCUUUACUUCCCAUUUUCCUGCUUCUAUUUUCCCUGUGACAUGAAGCAGCAGAAACUGAAAGAUCAAAGUUGAGAUUAUGUCCUAUUGAUGGUAUCAGAGUUUUUUCUGCAUACAAUCAUAGGCUUAUAAUCUAAACUGGAAUUUUAAGACAGUAAGCCACUAUAAAAUGUUUUAGGUAAGACAUAACAAAAUUAUUAUAAAUAAAAGCUUAAUGUUUGUAAAGAUAUCUUUUUUAGUAUUUCUUUUCCACAUGAAGAAAUAGUGGUGGCUGCUAAAAAAGCUACAGUGUUUAUUAAGAUCAUUUUUGGUUUAUGUAAAUAUUUGUAAAUUGGUCAGUGCCUGUAAAUUUAAAUAUAAAUAAUCUUAAAAACAAUUUAAACUUUUUCAAAAAAACUGUGUACAACCUCUUUUAGACCUGCUGUAGCACAGUUUGUACCUCUAAUGUUUUUGCAGACCAAUUCAAAUGCUAUAAGACUUUUGCUUUUCUUUGACUUGUAAAAGGUGCAUAUUUUCAUUUUUUCUUUAAGUUUAAAUUUUUGUAUGAUCAAAUGGAAUAAAGUUUCUAUAUGGAAA
Camelus dromedarius (Arabian camel) is the source of this 3257-nucleotide messenger RNA. RefSeq names its product terminal nucleotidyltransferase 2 (gene TENT2). The record is from RefSeq and is a predicted model, not a curated record. The transcript is spliced from 16 exons. Lineage: Eukaryota; Metazoa; Chordata; Mammalia; Artiodactyla; Camelidae. Gene Ontology annotation, molecular function: poly(A) RNA polymerase activity. The coding region runs from base 435 to 1889 and encodes 484 amino acids.